AUCGCUCAUACUUCACGUUCUUCUCAACUCACCUCAAUUUUCUGUGCUCAUACUGUCUUAAGUCCUUUGCAACCCUCGGUGCGGUCUGGUCUGCUUGUUAUCGCAAUGGCGGUCCCGGCUGAGUCCCGCCGCAGCCUCAGCCCCGCCGCCCGACUACCAACCUGGGCGCACCGUGCGCGUCAGCUCGUGCCGCCGGUAGUGGCCGCCUUCUUGAGCUUUAUCUGCAUCGCAGUGCCCGCGCUCAACCAUCUCACAGGCGACUAUGCGUUCCUCGUCAACACGUCUCUCAUCCUAUUCUACUUUCCCAAGGGUCGUAUUAGCACCAUCCUGGAGAACAACUCCAUUGCACUGCUUGGCGCUGUCGGCGGGUUGGGAUGGACCAGCGCCGUGCUCGCGGUCGCGGCGUGGUGCGGCGCGCACUUUGAGGCAGACGCGGGCCAGGCACGCGCAGUCCUCGCGACGGGACUCGCCUUCCUCAGCCUUAUCUGCGGCUGUCUCCGCUCGUACGCGCCGCGGCUUAAUGUUGCUUGUCGCGCCGCUCUGUUCUAUCCCAUAUUCGAACUCACCUCGGCACAGCUCAUCACUCGCAUGGAUAAGUGGCUGUUUCUGCAUCAGUUCUUCGUUACUGUCUUCGCUUACACCGCUGCAACGGUGUGCGGCGUCGUCUUGGCCGAGCACUCCUCGGCCCCAAAGCUGGGGGAGCACAUCGUUGCAAGUGUGCGUACAACAUGCGAGCUCAUCCCGACGUCCUUGUCCACCAUCCUUGAACCUCAUGCGGAGCACCCCGCAGAGCACACAGGGUGGACCAUUGAAUUUCCGCUGCCGACCUCAAUGUCGGAGAAAGCAGUUGAGGAGCAGCAGCCCGGCCGCUCGCGACAGCAACAUCUCGCGGGUGACCUCCGAACUCAGGUUGGUGCCAUGCGCAUGACAUUCAGAUCAUACUCCCUCGACAUUGUGCAUGCCCGGCGUCCGCCCAGCGCGCUUGGACCUAUAAUCAAAGUGUUUGAGAGACUCCAGCGUAACCCUCUCCUCAUGCCCACUGGACACGUGCCCGGCGAGCGGAUAAGAACCGCCCUCGAGCGUGCGUAUGCGACGCCUCUUUCCCCGGCCGUGUCUCGUGCGUCGCGCAGUUCCAGCCGCAUAGGUACACCGCGACGGUUGGCCAGCGCCACGUAUGACCCAGACCCGUCGACGCCCACUACUCCUACCGCAAGCAUUUUCAGAUCAACCUCUCCUGCUGGCACGCCUACAGCGAGCGUAUUCAACUCUGCCUCAAGCAUGCGAAGCUUUCACCUCCACCCACCACCACUUCCUCGCGAGACCGCCGCAGCUCAUUUGGCACGCGAGCUGACCAAGGUUGCUACUCACACCCACGGCGGAAGCCGGAUACCGAGCGGAAGCCAUCACGAGCAUUCAGCUCGGAGCAAGCUCACCUCCACAUGCGGGCGACUCAGCAAUGCUAUCAUCGCUGCACUUCAGGCUGCUAUCGUUCUAUUGAUCGAGGCGUGUGAGUGGCACAGGCUAGCACCAACUCCGCGCCCAGACGUAGACGCCAAGGAGCUCCUUUCUCAGCUCGAUGUCGCACUUGAUGAGCUACAGAAGCGCCUUACUGGCAUCCUCGACGGUGCCGAGGAGCCGAUGAGUCCCGCAGCCGAACGCGUGGUGUUUCAGGACGAGAUGACAAGCGACUGGCUCGACGACGAAGAUAGGUUUCGGAUUGCGUUCUUCAUGAUCGCGCUCCUUGACCUUGCUCGCGACACGCGGCUGCUGUUACAUACUGCCGCGAGGCUGCAAGAUGAGCGCCUGCCGAAGCGCUGGUUCCUGCCUGCCCUAAACUGGCCGUGGUUGCCCUUACCAGACGAUUCCCAGCUACCCUCCAUCGACAGAGAAGUGCCGACAGGGACAGAUGAUCCAGAAUUCCGGUACAAGAACUGCGAGGACGUCGACUUCGUGCACACAUUGUUGCGCGAGUCGCGGGAGACGAGCAAGUCGCGCCCCCGCAUGGCUGCAGCGCGGACCCUCGGAGAGCGUGCCACCGCCGCGUGGCGCUCCAUUUGGGACCGCAGCGGCGUAGUGCUAGCCCGGGUUCUUCUCUCACAGGGCUUCCACACGCUCAAACACUCGCGCCAUGUCCAUUUCGCUCUCAAGCAAACUGUGGGCAUCAGCCUGCUCUCUCUUCCUGCGUUCUUGCCCCUUAGAAACGGCGGACGUGCCUGGUAUGACUCAACGCACGGAGCGUGGAUGGUCGUCUCCUUCAUGUAUGUACUUGAAGUAACCACGGGUGCGACGUUACUUGUCGGCUUUUAUCGCAUGUGUGGGACAUUCAUCGGCGCCGUCUUAGGAUAUAUUUUCACGAAGAUUGCGGGCGCCAACCCUUAUGGCCUUGUGGUGCUAUGUACGGCGGCAUCGGUGCCAAUUGCCUACGGUAUAUUGUUCACUCAUGUCGCACCCAUGGCCAUGGUGACUGGCAUUACCCUCCCACCCAUCGUCUUCCUCCAGUAUCUCGGCCUGACAGAGGGAAAGAGCCAGAUCCACAUUGCAUGGGAGCGCUUCGUUGAGAUUGUCAUCGGCAUCGCCGCAGCUGUCAUCAUUGGCAUGUGGCUUUGGCCCAUUCACGCCCGUGUGCAGUACUUCUCGGCUGUCGCGGACACGAUGGACCAAAUCACCGAGUACUGUAAGCUUAGCGCGUCUGCCAGAGCUAAGACAGACCUCCGGAUGUCGCGUGACCUUCUCCGUCCGUCAUUGGUCUACCAAGCGAACAACAAGCAAUACCCCGUUCUCGAGUCGGCGGUGCGUAGACAUUUGACGCGAUCUCGCCUCUUGGUGGACAUUCAGACACGAGAGAUUUCGCUUCUUCCUCGCCCCAUCAAAUUGUACUUAGAGGUGAUUGACCUCGCCGAGCGCCUGAUCGAAACCUUCACCGAGGUACGCACCCUCCGCUUCAGCCUCCCUCGGCAGGAGACGGUGCUCGAUGUCCUGCCAAUCCGACGUGAGCUGGUCUCCGCCAUCCUUAUUAAUCUUUGGGCCUGCGGGCAAGCGUUCCGCUCCCGUAGCCCUCUUCCGCAGCUUCUCCCGUCGCCGCGCGUCCCUCUGGGUGAAGUGAUGGACGCCACAGACAGCCACGCGCAGGAUGUGCGCGGUAUUCGGGCACGCGCAAACCUCCGUCGGCGCAGGCGGAGGGAGGGGCCGGACGAGGCCCCAGAGACUGGGCAUGACGAGAUCGCUGUGCUGUAUGGCAUGGCGGAGAACGAGGCGCUUGGCGAGGUCAUCCUAACCAUCGAGGAGCUACUCGCCGCGGCGCGCACACUCUUUGGCACACAAAGCUUCCUCGACACGGCCGACCUUCACCAAUUAUAAUCGACUGUACCAUCUACACUGUACCUCUAGAUUAUCAACAAUCAGCAACAAGCAACACCACCAGCCCACUCAGCGGCAUCAACACUCAACAACACCAAUAAUAUUCUUGACCUGGGUAAGAAGGCCAGGGCAUGUAUUGAGCUCCUGUGUGGAAUGCGGAAGUCACCCUGCACGCAGCGCGCUUCCAUCUUUCGUCACAUCUGCGGACACAAGGGGAGGCAUUCUGAGACAU
Cutaneotrichosporon oleaginosum is the source of this 3589-nucleotide messenger RNA. RefSeq lists its product as uncharacterized. The record is from RefSeq and is a predicted model, not a curated record. Lineage: Eukaryota; Fungi; Basidiomycota; Tremellomycetes; Trichosporonales; Trichosporonaceae.